AGAUCGCAGGCUCCAUCAACAAGCUACCUGUACUUGACGUCCACCCGCUGGAACUUCGCUUCCCCUAUCAUCCCAAUGAGCCCAUCUCGUGCUCACUGUACCUAACAAACAACACCAAUGAAAAUGUGGCCUUUAGACUUGUAGACAGGGGCGGCAAGUCCCCAUGGUGCUUCACAAAGCUGCCGUUGUACGGCAUUGUGCCUCGAAGAUCCACUUACACUUUGAUUGUGACAACAAAAGAGGAGAUGAAGCUAAAGGAAAAGAAAGACUUCGAUCUCGUUAUUCAGAGCAGUUUAUUGGAACAUAAGUACAUCGUUUUAUUCCAAAACCAGUGUGAAUCUGAUCAAUUUUUUGAGGAAGCAAAAGAGUUGGGGAAUAUGGUGCAUGAGGUGAUACUGAAACCUGUUUAUCUGCAGCACGAAGAUAUCACAUCUGAGGUGAGUUAAUUCCACUACACAAAAGACUUCUUUCAAUUAAUAUGCAUCGACAAACCUUGGCGUGUCCAUAAUUGCAUUGAUCAUGUGUAUAUUAGUGUCCGACUGCAUACAACAAACAUAAGGGGUAGAUAUGGCAGUAGCUCUCAUCUACAACUAAUGACUGUAUUGAGAUGAAAUAAAUGCAACGCAAUGUUGCUUGGCCCCUUGCCACAGUUUAUACGCCUGGUGGAUGGAGUGGACACGUAAAUUAAAUCAGAGUUAGUUGAAUAUAGAUGUUGGUAUCGCCUUAAUAAACACACCAGCAAACUUCUUAUUGUGGGAGACCCGAUCUGCACUUGAAGAAGUAAAAAAAAAAGCUAAGAUGCAGUCGUUGAUGGGGUUGGGGGCUAUCUCGUUUGUCGCAAGCAGGAAUUCUGUCUCACAAGUUUAGAGGAAGACAUUGUUGAUUAAGUUGUCGAGAUCCGCUAACUGACAAGUGCUCAGACUCCAGGAGGGGGCGUCCAUUCAGAUUUGGGGGAUGUGACCACGCAUGAGGACAGGAUAUUGGAGUAUGCGAUUAUGUGUGGAGGGAAGUUGGAUACUAUAGGACACACCUACUCUUACUUUUAUUCUUCCAACUUCGUGGAUACGACAUCGGUUCACAGACCAUGGCAGCCAGGUUGGCAGGCGGCCUCGGUCCUAGGCCUAAUAACUUUGCCACCACCCGAAAUCUCAAUUGUGGAAUAAUAACUCUUGUUGUCUCGAAUAUGAGGGAUUCUGGGCCAAUCGAUGAAACACUAUAUAUGUCGAUUCUGGGCCCUUGUAAUACACUCAAUCAAGAUAGGUAUAUAGGACAUAUGGCUAUUACUCAUCUGGUUGUCUGAACUAGAAUAAAACCACCAUGUCGCCCUUUACACCACUGAGAUUCCCUCAACCACCACCUCUCCCUCUACUCUGAUCCAUGACUAUGCACAGAUCUUAAUAUCAACAUGUAUGAAUCGUUGACACAUGUUGCCCCAAGUGGUUCUUGAUCAAAUUCUCCUUAUACACUAUUCACUAACAAGGAUGACUUAGUUGUUGGAGUGGGAGGGUGACGUCGCCAGAAUCGACAAAGGAUGGUAGCGGAGCUGGCAGUGCUACUAUGGUCGCUACAAUGGCCAAGAUUUAUAGCAUUUGGGGCAACGACUAGGCUUCAGAGAGAACAGGAGA
Triticum aestivum (bread wheat) is the source of this 1625-nucleotide messenger RNA. RefSeq names its product vesicle-associated protein 3-1. NCBI's taxonomy places the organism in Eukaryota, Viridiplantae, Streptophyta, Magnoliopsida, Poales, Poaceae. Gene Ontology annotation, cellular component: plasma membrane; endoplasmic reticulum membrane. The record is from RefSeq and is a predicted model, not a curated record. Gene Ontology annotation, biological process: endoplasmic reticulum membrane organization.